CCACAAGGUCGGUUUUAGUUUGACUAGUACCCCGGCUGCAGGAUGUCCGGUGGACGUGGCAGUUGUUGCAACACCAGCAGGUCUCAGGCACCUGAUGUGGAAGAAAGAAAAGUAAUAAUCCUAAAGCAUGAAAGUAGGAAGUAAAUAUCCGAGCCCACCCCAGACAGCCUGUGGUAUUUGAUAAUGGAAGAGCCGAACUCCGCCUACUGACUAGCCCCGCCCAUUACCAGUCUGCAGCGGGGAUCUUUUGGCUGCUGCUGUACAGAGGCUUUUAUUGUGACGGUUUGACCCGGAUGCAGCUAGCGGCAGCCUCUUCCGGUCUCCGCGGCACUCAGCCCCUCAGGCUAACGGCGGCUCCCGUUCGCUGCUGGCGGAACCCUGACCCAGUGGGAUGUGAAAGAACUGGCUUCACGGUUUGUGGUGAGGAGAAUCUCCGCGGUUCGUCUGCUGCUCUUCAUCUCCAGCUGCGGCGCUUCUCUAGGGUUCCACCUCUGACCGGUAUUCCUGAGUGUGAUGUCGUUUGUGACCAGGGGUCAAAGGUCAGUGUCAUGACUGGAGCGGAGGCCGAGGAGGACAUUCCUUUAGGAGACAGGAAGACCGUCACCGACUUCUGCUACCUGCUGGACAAGUCCAAACAACUCUUCAAUGGGCUAAGGGAUCUUCCCCAGUAUGGACACAAGCAGUGGCAGUCCUACUUUGGGAGGACGUUUGACGUCUACACCAAGCUGUGGAAGUUCCAGCAGCAGCACAGGCAGGUUCUGGAUUCGAGGUACGGCCUGAAGAGGUGGCAGAUUGGGGAGGUGGCAUCGAAGAUCGGACAGCUGUACUACCAUUACUACCUCCGGACGUCAGAAACCAGUUAUCUGAACGAAGCGUUUUCCUUCUACUCAGCCAUCCGCCAGCGCUCCUACUACUAUCAGGUCAACAAGGAGGACAGGCCUGAGCUCGUGGUGAAGAAGCUUCGGUACUACGCCCGCUACAUCGUGGUGUGCUUGCUGCUCAACAAGAUGGACCUGGUUAAAGUUCUGGUGAAGGAGUUAUCAGAGGAAAUAGAAGAAUACACACAGAGGUUCAACACAGAGGACCAGCUGGAGUGGAAUCUGGUUUUACAGGAAGUGGCAGCUUUUAUUGUGGCUGACCCUGUGGUGGUUCUGAACGACAACAACUCUGUGGUCAUCACCAGCAACAGGAUGCUGGAGGGAAGCGCUCCUCCUCUGGAACAAGGCAUGGUGGUCGGACAACUGGUCCUCGCUGAUGCCCUGAUCGUCGGGAACUGUAACAACCAGGUGAAGUUCAGUGAGCUGACCGUGGACAUGUUCCGCAUGCUUCAGGCUCUAGAGCGGGAACCCGUGAACCUGGCUACGCAGACCUCCAAGCAGGGAACGCUGGAACCCAGCGAGAAGCCAGCGAAGCGUGAGAACCCUCACAAGUAUCUGCUGUACAAACCAACCUUCAGCCAGCUCUUCACAUUCCUGUCUGCUUCCUUUAAGGAGUUACCUGCCAACAGCGUCCUGCUGGUGUAUUUAUCAGCUACUGGAGUUUUCCCAGCCGGACACUCGGAUUAUGAAGCAUUCCCGGCAGGUCCAUACGACUUCGGAGGAGUUCUGACAAACACCAAUAGAGAUGUGGUGAACGGGGAGAUGGUCCAGAAGAGGAACCAGGCCCAGAAGGAGAUGCACUGUCUCCACCCAGGUGAUCUGUUUCCUUUUACACGGAAGCCUCUUUUUCUCAUCGUGGAUUCAUCCAACAGCUCAGCCUAUAAGAACUUCUCUAACCUGUUUGGCCAGCCUCUCGUUUCUCUGCUCUCUCCUACAGUUUAUCCUAAAACUGUUCAAGACCCAUCUCAGCAGGGGAGUCUCUUCACCUUGUUCCUCUACAGUCCCCUCCUGGCCUUCUCCUCCAUCUGUGGGUUGAACAGCAUUCGACAAGGAUUAUGGGAACAAGCCCAGGAGUUUCUCUGUAAAGUCUUCCGGGAUAUCGGACAGAUGAUAACCAGAUCACGUACCAUAGAUCAAGCCUUCUUACAGUUCUUUGGGGACGAGUUCCUGAGGCUGAUCCUGAUCCGAUUUGUGUUCUGUUCCGCUGUGCUGAGACUACAUAAACUCUUCCGGGAAUCUCGGAGCUUCCCGGAGUCGUACCCUGAGCUUCCCAAGCAGGAAACGGUGGAGAGCAGCCUCCUGCAGAGGCACAUCCUGGAUCUGGCUGCCAUGCUGGACGUCCACAACUUAUUCUGGGACGACUCCCUGGAGACUUACUAGGCCGGUGUCCCUAACGGACUCGACGGCUCCGAACUCUGUUCUUUACUUUGCUUUUGAAGGUAAAUCCACUCAGACGUCACCUGUGGGAGCAGGUGUUUAGUCCUCAUCUAGAGCCGAGACUCUGUCCACCGCUGAAGCUUCAGGAGCAGAACGAGCAGCUGGAACCUUCACUUUUACUCACACAGAGGAAACAAAGCACUCUGACGUUUAACGUCAACCCUUUCAGAAUAAAAGCACACCACUCAGAGAGCAGGAUGAAA
Nothobranchius furzeri (turquoise killifish) is the source of this 2518-nucleotide messenger RNA. RefSeq names its product suppressor of cancer cell invasion (gene scai). Gene Ontology annotation, biological process: DNA-templated transcription. The record is from RefSeq and is a predicted model, not a curated record. Lineage: Eukaryota; Metazoa; Chordata; Actinopteri; Cyprinodontiformes; Nothobranchiidae. Gene Ontology annotation, cellular component: nucleus. Gene Ontology annotation, molecular function: transcription corepressor activity.